Molecule: messenger RNA, 1353 nt
Organism: Eruca vesicaria subsp. sativa (arugula)
Lineage: Eukaryota; Viridiplantae; Streptophyta; Magnoliopsida; Brassicales; Brassicaceae
Source: the annotation of a GenBank genome assembly
AUCAUUCACACACCUCUCAACAAAUAACAAAGAACAAAAAAUAAAACUUGACUUUCUUCUCGUUCUUCAAUUUCUUCUCUUCUGAUUCCGAUUCCAAUCAUGAUUGCCGCCGGAGCUAAAUCGAUGCUAGGGCUUUCUAUUGCAUCGCCCAGAGGAGUUUCCGACAGCAACUCAAGAUCUAUUGGUGUUCUUCGUGCUUGUGUCUCCAUGGACGGAUCCCAAACGAUUAGCCAUAACAAAAACGGAUCUGUUCCUGAGCUUAAAGCUGUUAAUGGCCACAUAGGACAAAAGCAAGGACCAUUGUCAACGGUCGGAAACUCGACGAACAUAAAGUGGCAUGAGUGUCCUGUUGAGAAAGUUGAUAGACAGAGAUUGCUUGACCAGAAAGGAUGUGUUAUUUGGGUUACUGGUCUUAGUGGUUCAGGGAAGAGUACUUUAGCUUGUGCUUUGAACCAGAAGCUGUACCAAAAGGGAAAGCUUUGUUAUAUUCUUGAUGGUGAUAACGUAAGGCAUGGUUUAAACCGUGAUCUCAGCUUUAAAGCUGAAGAUCGUGCAGAGAAUAUUCGUAGAGUCGGUGAGGUUGCUAAGCUUUUUGCGGACGCUGGAAUCAUCUGCAUUGCGAGUUUGAUUUCUCCGUACAGAAGAGACAGGGACGCUUGUCGAGCUUUGCUUCCUGAAGGAGAUUUUGUUGAGGUGUUCAUGGAUGUAUCCCUUGAGGUUUGUGAGGCUAGAGAUCCAAAGGGUCUCUACAAGCUUGCUCGUGCUGGAAAGAUCAAAGGUUUUACGGGGAUUGAUGACCCCUACGAGCCUCCAUUGAAUUGCGAGAUUUCUCUAGGGCAAGAAGGAACAGGAACUUCACCGAUCGAAAUGGCUGAAACAGUUGUUGCAUACUUAGAACACAAGGGUUAUCUUAAGGCAUAAAAUACUUUAGAUUUUUAAGGGUUACCAUCAACCGCACACAUUUGUUAUCCCCAUGGGUUUUAGUUCUCUAUUUAACAAAGCCAAGAGUACAAAAAAAUCAAGCAAGUCCAUGGCUGUUUUUUAAAAUAAAUAAUAUUCUCAUAAUGUUUCUUGUCCAUUUUGUAUUUUAAUUUUCAAUGUUAUGGCUCUGUAUAGAUACUAUGUGUAAGCCUACUCAACAUUUAUAUAUGCAUCCUCUAAUAUAGUUUUGUAUGCCCUAAUGAAGCCCCCAAAAUUUGAUAUGGUCAUCUCUUUGUUGCCAUUAAAAACAUGCUACUUCUUGUGUAAGGGCUACAUGUAAGGGAAAUAACGAAUGUUGUCUUACAGACUCUGAAUCUUAAUAUAUCUACUCGUUUCUUGGUUAUAAGCUUUGGAUCCUGUUCCUUAUAACGG